CAUUGCUCUGCGUUCCGCUGGCAGUGCCUGGCUCUGUAAACGAAGCAUGCAGACGCGGCUCUCUUUAUUUUUGGAGACUCCAAAAGGAUCUUGAAUCCCUUUCAUGUGCCGCCUUGGUCCAAUAAAAAAAAACAGAGGCUGCCUGGAAGUGGUCUAAUCUCAACGAGGUGUCAAUCACGUUUCUCAGUGGGUGAAGUAAGGCUUUUUGUAACCGCCUUCUCUCUAGAGAGAGAGACACAGCUAAAGAGAAAUAAAAUUACUUUCGUGGGCUCUGUCGGCGCAGGAUGGAAUGUUGAGUGGUGGCUGCUGUUUCUCUCACGGGUCUAAACUCAGGCACCGCUCUGAUUUCUGGAAUAUAAACUCAUCAGAUGGUUGGAAAGUAUAAUAAACCAAUGCAUUGAAAUGGGUAAACUUCCUUCGAAACAUGCUGCUGUUUGUAAACCCAGAGAAAGCCCCGAAGGAGACAGUUUUGUAGUCAGUGCUUGUUUGGCUCGGAAAGGAAUUGAAGAUUGGAUUGCUCGACAGAAGUAUUACUGCAGCUCGGCACACCAGCAUUCGAGCUGUCACAAGAGCGCGUGCAGUACGACUAAAGUGUCCAGCCGGGACCCUGCAGGAGAAGCAUGCCUGGAGACUCUGGGUGAUGAGCACUAUCACUUAGAAGUCGCCCUCCCCCCGGAGAAGACGGCUAGCUGCUGCAAUGAUGAGAAGAAACUGGGGAAGGAAAGCCACGCGCACAGCGGCUCCAGCAAACAACUCAAAUUGGAAGAGCUCGGGUGCGAUGUGUCAGUAGAGGAAGAUAACAGGCAGGAGUGGACCUUCACACUGUAUGACUUUGAUAACAAUGGGAAAGUCACCCGGGAGGACAUAACCAGCUUGCUGCACACGAUCUAUGAGGUAGUCGAUGCCUCGGUAAACCACUCUCCCAGCACCAGCAAAACACUGCGAGUGAAGCUCACUGUGGCCCCAGACUCCAUCCACAAGAGGAAAAACAUGCCACAGAACCAUGCAGAUACUACAAGAACUGAAAGCAAAUGUACUGAAGAGCCAAAAAGUUCUGACAAGAACGCCCGGGCCCCCCUGAGGAGCCACCACAGUGACCACGCCCAGCAGAAAGGCUGCUAUCGGCAUUGCGUUGACGAGAACCUGGAGAGGAGAAACCACUACCUGGACCUGGCCGGCAUUGAGAACUACACAUCGACGUUCGGACCGGGGUCCAAUCCUGAACCUGCUAAACCGGAGCACCUGUCUCGAGUGGUGAACCAGGCCAGGUCUGGCUCCCAUGAGCCUGAAAACACUCCCUCCUCAUCCUCCUCCCACCCCCAGCGCUCCCAGGCGCUGGACCCUGCCUCCUGCACCAAGGGGCUGGAGCUCCAGCAGAGACUGCACUCCCAGGCGCUGGACCCUGCCUCCUGCACCAAGGGGCUGGAGCUCCAGCAGAGACUGCGCUCCCAGGCACUGGACCCUGCCUCCUGCACCAAGGGGCUGGAGCUCCAGCAGAGACUGCACUCCCAGGCGCUGGACCCUGCCUCCUGCACCAAGGGGCUGGAGCUCCAGCAGAGACUGCGCUCCCAGGCACUGGACCCUGCCUCCUGCACCAAGGGGCUGGAUCUCCAGCAGAAACUGCGGUCCCAAUACUCUGGCAGGCACCUGCUGAGGUCUCCCAAGAUCCAGGGCAAAUAUGCUGUGGUGACCCCCUUUCAGCCAGGCGGGAGGGCUGUAAGGAACAAGGGCUCGACCUGCCAGAGCGCACCACCCCCAGCACCCUCCCAUCCAGCACGUGUUGGCCAGAACCUCCCCCACCUCCCCACACCCCAGCCCACCCACAAGAGACACAAACAGAGGGCGAAGGAGGCGGCACAGCCGUACAAGUCCUUCCAGCCUCCCACGACGCUGCUGGAGAAGGAGAAGGUGCGGGACCUGCCUGCCCUGCUGUUGUAUGAAGGCCACGUAGGGAAGGUGAUCCAGAGACAUGAACACCACCACCAUCACGAGCACCAUCACCACUACCACCACUUCUACCAGUCCUGAGCCCCAGCAAACUGGUGAACCCGCCAGCCACUGCUCUGUGCAUCAGGGUCUACAAGGAACUCUUUACCAGGAUCUGGACUAGAUUGGAUUUUUGGACCUCCCCUCUCCUUCCCACACCCCUCUCUAAUCCUGUGAGGUGGUGGGAUCUCCCCUCCCUGCCCCUCUAAUCCUGUGAGGCGGUGGGAUCCCCCCUCCCCAUCCCUCUAAUCCUGUGAGGCGGUGGGAUCCCCCCUCCCCAUCCCUCUAAUCCUGUGAGGCGGUGGGAUCCCCCCUCCCCAUCCCUCUAAUCCUGUGAGGUGGUGGGAUCCCCCCUCCCCAUCCCUCUAAUCCUGUGAGGGCUGUGGGAAGCCAUUAAAAGCACUUCCUGGUGCAGUUUCUGUCAGGCAUUUGUGAGAUACCUGAUACAGAAUAACAUGAGCAAUUCCAGGACUUUCAUGAGGGGAAAAAGCUCAGAAACAAAAAGCUGCUACCUCGAGUAUUCUAUUCAGAUGUGUUUUAUUUUCAUUAAGUGACUGUAAUGUGCUGUACUAUUCUGCAGUGUGUAUAUGUAGCCUUGUUGUGUUGUACUGCAUAACCUUUCUCUUAUUUUUAGUUGUGUCGUUAUACAUCAUUGAAACACUAACUGUACUUGUCAACAAUAUAUUAUUAUUAUUAUUAUUAUUAUUAUUAUUAUUAUUAUUUAUUUCUUAGCAGGCGCCCUUAUCCAGGAUAACUUACAGUUGUUACAAAAUAUCACAGUACAAAGUAUUACAUUACAAAAUACUUUAUACAUACUUUAUUAGGGCUUUAUUACAUUUUAUUUAACACUCCAAACUGUAUCUAUUUUCUAAAUCCAUUUAUCACGUGAAGCUGUUUGAAGACCACUUACAGUACCCCUGAAUUAUAAGCAAUCGAACGGGCCUGGUGCACUAGUGAAUGAAAGGAGGGCUUUACUGAAUGCAACGAUGGCUUUGUUACUGUUGGCAAGUAUAAAUUCACUCUCAGGUACAUUUUGUUUCUCUGUUUUAUAACUGUGGUUUAAUUAUUUUAAGAUAUAAAAGACUUUAAUAGCAGUGACUGUGGUCGUGUAUAUUUGGAAAAGGAAUGUUCUAAUUGACUUUCCAGUGCCUAUAAAUGUAGUUGUCCCACUAAGAAAGACAGAAACUGUACUGUAGCUGCUCGAUCUGUCCCAGCAGUUUGACCAACAAAAACGGACAGAUCCCAAAUGUGCAUAUUUUGAGUGCUCAGUGUUACGGCUAAAAUAGCUUCCCAUUUAAGAUUUCUUUAUUAUUUUAAUUUUUUUUUUAAUGUAUUAUUAAAAUCUUGUGAUUUUGUGGUUUUCUAUUUUUAUUUAUUACAUAGCACACAGCGCCACUAAGUGGAAGACUAUUGUAACACUAUCUAUUUAUUUGACUUUGAUUUGUACUGCAGUCAAGAUGUGUAAUCCUGAUGCUAUACAACUACACCAGUAAAUAAUAAUAAUAAUAAUAAUAAUAAUAAUAAUAAUAAUAAUAAUAAUAAUAAUAAUAAUAAUAAUACAGAUGUGUUCACUUUGGCAGAAGACUUUUAUUCAAGCUGAUUUGUUGUGUGGACCCCAGCACAGUAAUGAACCUCGGGGCUCUUUCUCUUAAAGCAUUACAGAACACUGUUCUAUUAAUAUACAGGUGCUGUCUGCUGCAGAUUGUAUACUUGUGUAAGAGGCAGUGUUGUGUGAUGCACUGCCGCUACACAUUCUGUCCCCUGUCGGUGAGAUGCGAUGAGGUUAAAAACUCUAAAACCACAAAUGCAGAUGAACCCGGCUCUCUUGUAUAGUGGUUAAGAGGCUCACUUACGGUGUGCAGGGUUGCCAGUUAACGCCCAGACUGCACCCUGUUACGCUUGCAGGGGCAGAGACUGAAAAACAGACAAGCAGAGCACUUUGUAAGGGUUUGAGUCCACAUUCUGUAACUCUGUAAUAGAGAUGAGAGACGGCAGAACUGCUCUCCCAUCUUCCCUGUAACAUGUCAUUAACAAGCC
This is a messenger RNA of Acipenser ruthenus (sterlet), 4023 nucleotides long. RefSeq names its product protein naked cuticle homolog 1-like. The transcript has 10 exons. Gene Ontology annotation, molecular function: calcium ion binding. Lineage: Eukaryota; Metazoa; Chordata; Actinopteri; Acipenseriformes; Acipenseridae. Gene Ontology annotation, biological process: negative regulation of Wnt signaling pathway. The record is from RefSeq and is a predicted model, not a curated record. Gene Ontology annotation, cellular component: cytoplasm. Bases 403 to 2028 code for a protein of 541 amino acids.